Molecule: messenger RNA, 1975 nt
Organism: Halichondria panicea
Lineage: Eukaryota; Metazoa; Porifera; Demospongiae; Suberitida; Halichondriidae
Product: glutamine--tRNA ligase-like
Exons: 15
Coding region: 56-1930 (624 amino acids)
Biological process (GO): glutaminyl-tRNA aminoacylation; translation
Cellular component (GO): cytosol; aminoacyl-tRNA synthetase multienzyme complex; cytoplasm
Molecular function (GO): ATP binding; glutamine-tRNA ligase activity
Source: RefSeq, a predicted model, not a curated record
UAGAGAACUUGCUGUACCCACGUGGCACAUAUAGUUUUAUAGCUGCUGUGUGGACAUGUCUGCUUUGAUGAGGUGCUUGUUCUGUGGAGCCAGACUUGCUUCUGUUAGAAAGAGCAGUGCAGCUUCUUUAUCUGCAGCUAGACUACUGAGUGCUCCCAGCUCCCGAUGGAGCCAAUGGAAGAGUGGAGGAGGGGCAGUUGAUGCAGUGAAUCAGCCAAGGAGAUGGACUUCCUCUGCGUCCUUUUCAUCAAGAUUUCACAUGCCAGGGGAGAAUCACACGACUGAUGGCUAUGUUGUGACACCAAACACUGCACAGUUGCUAGCUACACACUUGCAGGAGACAGGUGGCAAGGUGAUCACUCGAUUUCCCCCUGAGCCAAAUGGUGUCCUGCACAUUGGACAUGCCAUGGCCAUCAAUUUCAGUUUCGGUUAUGCUCGUGCCAAUGAAGGCGUGUGCUACCUUCGCUAUGACGACACCAACCCAGAGAAAGCAGAAGAAAGAUUUGUGAGAGAGAUCAAAGAAAUGGUGGAAUGGCUAGGUCACAGGCCCUACAAGAUCACCUAUGCCUCCGACCAUUUCCCUCAGCUGUACAAGUAUGCCCUCGAGUUAAUCAACAGAGACCAUGCAUAUGUCUGUCAUCAGCCGCCAUCAGAGGUCAGGGAUCGCGAAGCUCCACCCAGUCAGUGGAGGGAUAGACCCAAAGAAGAGUCGCUGAGGUUAUUCGAAGAAAUGAAGGCUGGACAGUUCAAAGAAGGUGAGGCCACUCUCAGAAUGAAGAUGACAUUGGGAGAUGGGAAGAGAGAUCCAAUAGCAUACCGAGUCAAGACCACCACCCAUCCCCGGACCGGCCACACCUGGUGUAUCUAUCCCACCUAUGACUACGCUCAUGCUCUGUGUGAUUCGUUGGAGAACAUCACUCACUCCUUCUGCUCCAAAGAGUUUCAAGCCAAACGCCCUUCCUACUAUUGGCUGUGCAAUGCUCUUGACGUGUACUGCCCUGUGCAGUGGGAGUUCAGUAGACUCAACGUUUCUCACACUCUCGUCUCAAAGAGGAAGAUACAACCUCUCAUUGACGCUGGAAUAGUCAGUGACUGGGAUGACCCUCGAUUGUAUACCCUGAGUGCUUUGCGUAGGAGGGGAUUUCCCCCAGAGGCCAUCAAUGACUUUUGUGAAUCGUAUGGAGUGCUUCAAUCGGAUGGUGUCAUUUACCCAGAGCUCAUUGAGUCCUUUGUCAGAAAAUCCCUCAACAAGACUGCCAUCAGGGCAAUGGCUGUGCUGGACCCAGUGAAGGUUAUCAUUACCAACUUCCCAUACCCUGAGGAGGUGGAGCUGACGGUGCCCAACGUACCGCGAGACCCUGAACAGGGGCAGCACAUUGUACCCUUUUCAAAGGAGCUCUACAUUGACCGGGGUGACUUCAAAGAAGAGGCUGACAAUGGCUACUGGCGACUCACACCCACCCAACCAGUGGGGCUAAAUCAUGCCAGCUGUGUCAUCUCUGUCAAAGAUGUUCUCAAAGACUCUGAAGGGAAGGUGUGUGAGCUGCAUGUGGAGUGUAAGAUAUUUGAGAGAGGAAAGAUGGCAAGGAAAGAUCGUCCCAGGAGCUUCAUCCACUGGGUCUCUAAUCCUCUACCCUGUACCUUCCGAAUCUUCAACAAACUGUUUACUGUCGAGUCACCUGAGGAGGCCAAAGAUGGCAUCCUGUCUGUUGUCAAUCCUACCUCUCUGAGGGAGUACCCGGGGGCUAUAGUGGAGCAAAGUGUUCUAAAUGCCCCCUCUCUCACUAGGUACCAGUUUGAGAGGAUUGGCUACUUUUGUGUGGACCCUGACUCUUCAUCAGACAAGUUGGUGUUCAACAGUACUCUGCCACUCAAGGAGAGCCCUAGCAACCCGACCCCAGGGCCACUGGGGAAACGCAAACAAUAUUAGUUCAUGCUUGUAUUUUACUAUAGCAUUAUUCUUGCAAUAAACUCA